Maudiozyma barnettii is the source of this 1284-nucleotide messenger RNA. It is a transcript of the gene PRO1, whose product is annotated as glutamate 5-kinase. Gene Ontology annotation, molecular function: ATP binding; glutamate 5-kinase activity; RNA binding. Bases 1 to 1284 code for a protein of 427 amino acids. Gene Ontology annotation, cellular component: cytosol; cytoplasm. Lineage: Eukaryota; Fungi; Ascomycota; Saccharomycetes; Saccharomycetales; Saccharomycetaceae. The transcript has a single exon. The record is from RefSeq and is a predicted model, not a curated record.
AUGAGUGAACUGAAGACGUAUACCAUCGUGAUUAAACUGGGUUCGUCAUCGCUAGUUGAUGACAAGACCAUGGAGCCUAAAUUAUCUAUCAUGUCUCUUAUGGUAGAGACUGUAGUAAAAUUAAGGAGACAAGGCCACAGAGUUAUCAUCGUCUCGAGUGGUGGUAUCGCUAUUGGUUUGGGUACUCUUCAUCUGGGUAAGAGACCUAAGAAACUUGCUGCAGUUCAGGCUAUUGCUGCAGUUGGCCAAGGUAGAUUGAUCGGAAGAUGGGAUUUACUAUUUUCUCAACUAGGUCAAAGAAUUGCACAAAUUUUGUUGACUAGAACUGAUAUUCUAAAUUGGAAUCAAUUCACUAAUGCACAAAAUACCAUUAAUGAAUUAUUAGAUAUGGGUGUGGUUCCUAUUGUUAACGAGAACGACACACUUUCUAUCAGAGAAAUUAAAUUCGGUGAUAAUGACACUUUAUCUGCUAUUACUGCUGCUUUAGUUGGUGCUGAUUAUUUGUUUUUGUUGACUGAUGUUGACUGUCUAUAUACUGAUAAUCCAAGAACUAACCCAGAGGCCACUCCAAUCUUAAUGGUUCCUGAUUUGAGUGAAGGUCUACCAGGUGUAAACACUUCUAGUGGUGGUUCAGAUGUCGGUACUGGAGGUAUGGCAACAAAAUUGGUGGCUGCAGAUCUAGCAACAAAUGCAGGCGUGCAUACCAUUGUUAUGAAAAGUGACGUUCCAUCUAAUAUUAAUAAAGUCGUAGAUGAUUUACAAAGAUUAGAUCUGGAUAGCGAUCUUAACAAGAAGAAAUAUGCAAACAUUGACUCCCAAGAAUUGCAACGUUCCGAACUGGAGAGAUUAACUAAACAAGAAGUUCCUUUACAUACCACUUUCAUUUCCAAUGAUAACAAACAUCAUUUGAAGAAUAGAGAAUUCUGGAUCCUUCAUGGUCUUGUGACUCAAGGUGCAAUUAUUAUUGAUAGAGGUGCUUACAAUGCUUUAACCCGAAAGAAUAAAGCUGGUUUAUUACCAGCAGGUAUCAUUGAUGUCGAGGAUUCUUUCCAUGAACUUGAAUGUGUUGAGAUUAAAGUUGGUCAAAGAUUACCAAAUGGGGAUCUGGAUACAAAUGUCCCAUUAGAAAAUGUCGGUAGAGCGAGAUGUAAUUAUACCAGUAGUGAAAUAUCUCGUAUUAAAGGUUUACAAAGUCAAGAAAUUGAAAAAGUAUUAGGAUAUAGUGAAGGUGAGUACAUUGCUCAACGAGAAAACUUAGCAUUCCCACCAAAUCAAACCGAUUAA